Astyanax mexicanus (Mexican tetra) is the source of this 2271-nucleotide messenger RNA. RefSeq lists its product as uncharacterized. The record is from RefSeq and is a predicted model, not a curated record. The transcript is spliced from 6 exons. The coding region runs from base 365 to 2107 and encodes 580 amino acids. Lineage: Eukaryota; Metazoa; Chordata; Actinopteri; Characiformes; Acestrorhamphidae. Gene Ontology annotation, molecular function: zinc ion binding.
GUUUCAGAUGAGCAUUUGAAAUUCAGACACAGCAUAAUGCUGCUCUUGGGGCAGGAAAACUGAAACAUGUACAAGAUUAGUCUGUAGGGUUAGCAUUACCACUUUAUAUAGAGGCUAACGCUGCUCUUGGGGCAGCAAAGCACUGGUUUAAAAAUCAGAAGUAAUUAACUAUAUGUUUGAACUACAUCUUAUUGAUUCAUAUUCAUUGGGUCAUAACUGAACCAUGGUAAUAUCUAUCAAUAGUGUGUUUGGCUUUAAAUCAUGUGCUUUGCUACUGGCAUAAUGGCCAACCUUUUGUAAGAAAAAAAAUGAAAUGGGCACUGUAACUCCUGUAUAGAAGUAAUGGUACUAUUUUUUUGUUUUCAUGUUUUGUUUUGUUUUUUGUUUAGGAAAGAAAAUGGAGAAUAUCUGGAUUAAAGGUGUUAGACGAAAGCUGAAGAAGGUUACAGAUCCUGAUGUCAUACAAGAAGUAGUUGUUUUUGACGAGCAAUGGGACUUCAUGAAAUCUUAUAUCAAGAAAUUGGAAGAUGAAACUCAGAGCUACUUUAAAUCUCCUGUAUGUACUCACAAGAACUACUAUUACUACGCAUGUGAGCGGUCCAGCAAACCAACUGGAAAGAGCAAAGGAAAACCAACACAAACCAGGGCCAACUCUUGUGGGGCCUAUGUGUCUUUUAGAAUAAUAAGAGAUGCUGCAUUUACAGGUGCUGUUGUGAACAAAAUGUUAAAACACCAUGGACAUGAUGUUGACAUUCAAGAAGAGGGUGUAAAAAACCCUGUUGACCCAGAGCUACUAGGUUUCAUUGAAAUGUGGCUUGAGCAGGGACUGUCAGUUUCUGAAACACUUUUAAAGAGUGUUGAUUGGGCAGAACGUCAUGGACAUGUAGACAAACACAAUCGUCGUUAUUAUGUUACACCAGAAGACAUAAGAACAAUCAAAAAGAGCAUAAAUGCACUAUUUUUUCCUGACGUGAAUGAUAGUGUCAGUGUGGAUAUUCUAGCCACAUCAGAGCUGAAAGAAAACAUUUCUUUUUAUCAGCCUUUAAGUGAAGAAAAUCCAUUGAUAAUUGUAGUGCAGACUCCCUGGCAAAAAGAACUCCUGAAAUUACAUCCACAUCCCAUGAUGUUCAUGGACGCCACCUACAAAAGCAUAACUUCGUAUGGCUAUGCAUUCUAUGCACUUCUUCUGAGCAACAGCAUUGGUAGAGGAGUUCCAUUUGCAUACUUCAUAGUCAGUGAGGAAUCAGCAGCCACACUCUCUCUCUGUCUAGAAAAGCUUUCUAGCUCUAACCCUGGUUUUUAUCCCAGGUCAGUGAUGGUUGACAAGGACCUAAAAGAGCUCAAGGCAAUAGCACAGGUUUUUCCUUCAGCAAAGGUCCUCAUAUGCUGGUUUCAUGUUCUGCAGGCAGUACACAGGUGGUUGGUAAAGAGAGAUGGAGGAAACCUUCCAGUGGACCAAAGAAACAUGGUCAUUCAGGCAAUGGCAGCAAUGAAGGUGUGCCUAACGGAAGAGGAGUUCAUCAACACAGCCGACGUAAAAUGCAAGGAGCUGGAUUCCUACCUUGGCAGUUCACAUGUAACCGCCUACUUGAAGCCUCAGUGGAUUUCUUGUGGACAGCUGUGGUCCAAUUUUGGCAGGUCAUUCAGUCAUGAGAACAGUGAAACCAACAACAAAGCAGAAAGAUUCUUCCUUACAAUUAAAUAUCAGUUUCUAAAGGGAAACACAAACCGGCGGAUUGAUCAGCUGCUUCGCUUGCUGUGUGGAGAUCUCCAGAAAUAUUAUUGUUACAUGGAAGACUUGGCAGAAAUUGGACGGAUCAAGGGAGCCAACACUGAAGACUUUUCUAAUGCUGUCAAAAGUAUGAUUGAGAAAGGGCUUGAUUCAAAAUGUACAAUUAAUGAAAAUGGAACAUGUGUUGUUCCACCUGAUACAGGUGCACAGAAUAACACAGUUGAUUUGGUGAUGGUUAAAUGUGACUGCAGAAGAUCCAAAAGUGGUGCCAUGUGUAAACACAUUGUUUUCUCAAAAACAGUUGCACAGCAACAAGGAAUAGACAUUCAGGACAUCAGGAAUUCUGUUGCUAAAAAAAUAAUUAGCAGUCAUUAAUACUUUUCAGAUGAGGAAACCCUCACAGUCUUUCACAGUGAUGGGAGUUCAGGAACUAUAAAUCACAGAAGUUCAAACUUGUGUACAUGUGUAGCAAAUAGUUAUGGUGAGAAAUGUGUCUGUGUUUUGGUUCGUAGCAUCCUCUUCUUGGCGCAGACACCUUG